AUGCAUUAAAAGUAUAUAUAAAAAAAAUAAAAAAAAUAUAAAAAAUAAUAGUCAGUUUUAAAAGAUUCUAUAGAAAAUCAAUUAUAAUUAGAGCAUUUAAUAAAUGAAAGAAAUGGAUUAAGAGAAUUAUAAAAUAACUGUAUAAAUAAACUUAUAGAUACAAUUAAAGAUGAUACUCAUUUACAUUUUUUAUUAGAGAUUGUUUAUGGAAUUCCUUUACACAAAUUAUUAUAAAUGCAUUAGAGAUUUACUAUAAAUUUUACAAAAUUAAUAAUUUGUUAAGUUAUUUUGACUAUUUAAUACAUGCAUUUAAAUGGUUUCAUUUAUAGGGAUUUAAAAGCAUCAAAUAUAAUCGUUUAAAAUACAGGAAAAAUAACAAUUAUUGAUUUAGGAUAUAUAAAAAAAAUAGGUAUUAAUCGCACAAACUCUUUUUGUGGGACUAUUCAUAUGAUAGCUCCUGAAUUAUUUGAUAUUAAUUUGGAAUAAAAAGGUUAUUCAUAUGAAACAGAUAUUUAUUCUAUUGGAAUUUUAUUAUAUGAAAUGAUUGUUGGGUAUAUUAUUUUAGUAUAAGUUAUAAAAUUUAUUAUAUAUUUAGUAAAGCUCCAUUUGGUUAUUUUGAUGACAUAUAAGUAAAAUAAAAUAUUUUAGUAGGAAUUAAUGAUGAAUAAUUAAAACUUUUAGAAGAUAUUUCUUUAUAAAAUUUAAUUAUUAAAAUGCUUAAUAUUAAUCCUGAAAAAAGAAUAAAACUUCAAGAUAUUUUAAAUGAUGAUUUUUUUAAAGAUAUAGAUUUAAAAUUGAUUUAAGAAAUCAUAGAAACUGGUAAUUUAAAUGAUAAAGAAAAAAUAUAAAAAUUUGACAUUGAGUAUUAUUCAGAGGAUAUUAUUGAUUUUGGAUUGU
Ichthyophthirius multifiliis is the source of this 897-nucleotide messenger RNA. RefSeq lists its product as hypothetical. The transcript is spliced from 2 exons. Gene Ontology annotation, cellular component: cAMP-dependent protein kinase complex. The record is from RefSeq and is a predicted model, not a curated record. Gene Ontology annotation, molecular function: ATP binding; cAMP-dependent protein kinase activity. NCBI's taxonomy places the organism in Eukaryota, Ciliophora, Oligohymenophorea, Hymenostomatida. Gene Ontology annotation, biological process: peptidyl-serine phosphorylation; signal transduction.